AUGGGACGCGAGGUUGCUGAAAUGACCUCCAACACUGGCGCUGAGACAACUGCGAAGCGUGUGCGCCUUCGUGAGCUAAUCCCGGACAUCAAGCUGGGUAAAUGGGAGCGCACCGGGCCGAAAAAUGGCAUCACGGAUGUCAGAGGUGUGCUGGUUCACACAGAAUCAAUUCACGACAAGAAAAAGGGCAUCAAUACCGGCGUGACGACCAUCUUGCCUCGGAAAGAGUGGAUGGAAAAGGCCUGCUACGCGGGCGUGUUCCGCUACAAUGGCUCCGGCGAGCUCACUGGCAGCCACUGGCUUGAUGAGACUGGGUUGCUAUCCAGCCCCAUUGUUAUCAGCAACAGUUUCGCAGUGGGAGCUUGCCAUACAGGCAUCUAUCAGUACGCUGCGGAUCAUUACAGAAACAAAAAGGGCGACGUGGACUGGUUUCUGAUGCCGGUGGUUGGCGAGACGUACGACGGCAUGCUAAAUGACCUUUCGCAGUUUGCUGUGACUCCAGAGCACGUCGUGCGGGGUAUUGAAAAGGCCUCCUCUGACCCAGUGCCAGAGGGCAAUACCGGUGGUGGCACGGCCAUGUCGUGCCAGGGCUUCAAGGCUGGGACUGGCACCUCCAGCCGCGUGGUGCCGGGCAAGGACAAGGAUGGCAAGGAAAAAGAAUACACAGUCGCAGCGCUGGUGCAGGCCAACUAUGGCCGCAUGUUCUCUCUCACGAUUGCGGGCGCGCCUGUCGGUCGCAUCUUGCGGGAGGAGAAGCUGCGCAACGCGGCGGCGAGAAAGGCCCUGGAAGAGUACGAAGUAUCCAAAAGUGCAAAGGACGGUAGCAUCAUCAUUGUGAUUGCUACGGAUGCGCCUCUGACUGCGGUAGAGCUGCAGCGCCUCGCCCGUCGUGCGACCCGCGGCGUCUCCCGCGUGGGCGGCUACGGCUACAAUACGAGCGGCGACAUCUUCAUGGCCUUUAGCACUGGCACGGAAGCCCCCGGACAGUUUCCCACUGAGGAUAUUAGAUCGGACAUGAUUGAGAUUUUGCAGCAUCAGGCUGUGGAUGAGCGUAACAUGGAUGGGCUGAUGGAAGCCGCGGGCGAGGCGACUGAGGAGGCUAUCCUUAAUUCGCUCUGCAUGGCGGAGACAAUGACGGGAUUCAGAGGGCGGACUAUUGAGGCGAUGCCGCUAGAUGAAGUGAAGAAUAUUGUGCAGAAGCAUAUUGAUCUCGAAAAGGAGCUCACAAAGCCCAAGGACUAG
Molecule: messenger RNA, 1242 nt
Organism: Akanthomyces muscarius
Lineage: Eukaryota; Fungi; Ascomycota; Sordariomycetes; Hypocreales; Cordycipitaceae
Exons: 1
Coding region: 1-1242 (413 amino acids)
Molecular function (GO): aminopeptidase activity
Source: RefSeq, a predicted model, not a curated record